Molecule: messenger RNA, 1009 nt
Organism: Cylicostephanus goldi
Lineage: Eukaryota; Metazoa; Nematoda; Chromadorea; Rhabditida; Strongylidae
Source: the annotation of a GenBank genome assembly
AAACAUUAUUCAAGAAUUUGUUGUUAUGUAAACAUUAUCUUUUAGGUAUUAUGAGCCAUCACAUUCCAUCUUCUGCAACACCGUCCAUCUUUACCUUUGGCUGGUUCUCCUUAUCGUGCCGCUUGUGGUGGGACUCGUAACAUCUGGAGCGCUUUCAUUAUCGCUACUUGUCGGCUAUACUUGUUUCAUCGGUGUCCUCUUUGCAAUUCUCAAGACUAUUGUCUCACACCUGCAUGUUGUGUUUGACACAUCUGAACCGAUAAUAACGACGAAGACGGUGGCAGAAUCGGAGAUACCAACUCGGACGGAACCGGAUAUCAUAGGUGUGCUUGUUCAGGGUGAUCGACGCCGAGUGCGCAUUGAAAAUGAUCUUCAAGAAAUGCCUAGCGUGAACAAAACUGUUGCAGUAGUACAGAAAAGGAACGGACUUGAGGAUGAUAGCGAUGAGGAUACAAAGGACAAAAUAGUCGAAGUGCAAGAUAUAGCCAUUGUUGAAGAAGCGCCGAACAAUGAUAGUGAAGUGGAGCUGUCUGUCGAUGGAAGUCAUGUCGGCACUUCUGUGAAGAGAAGGCUUUCUUCUGCAAUGUCACGGAAAAUGUCAGAGCCGGUCAUGACAUUGGAAGGACGGAGAUUCGAUGUAGCGCUAAACUCGCGAGUUCGUCGUGCACAUUCAACGUUUGAAUCAUCAACCAGCCACCGUGACAAGGGCAUGCUCAGCCAGUCAAGCUUGGAUCAAGCGAGACAAAAUACGCACAAGUCAUAUCCUUCCAAAAUGAGUAGCGCAGAAGAGUUUCAGACAGGCGGUCUGAAAGCUAAGGUUGCGAAAAAGGAUGGCGUUGUUGGUCCACUCACUGAAACAGGAGUCUCAAACGUGAAAGCUGAUUCGACUUCAUCAUCUUCUAAGUCUAUAGAAUCGCAGAGCCCUCAUGGCUCCGAUGUUGGCGAGACCGAAGCGAAAGAAAGUGACGAAAUACAAUGCGAAGAAGUAGAUCAGCCAUCAACUAGCAAG